AAGUAAGCCAAUAACGACGACGUUUCUUGGGGUUUCGAGGAUCCAACUCUCACGGGUACAGUGGUGGUCAUGUUUUCGUCUUCAACUAGGUUAAUCGUAUCGGGUUUUCACCGGACUCGAACCCUAAAAUCGCCGGUAAAUCCUCCGAGACUCUUACUAUCCGUGCCUAGAUUCUUCCAUUCCGAGUCGAAAUCGAGCGACAGGAGAAUCGGGAUGAGCAGCGUAGAGAAAACCGGGUCGGAAUCGGGGGCAAUCGAGAAUCGGGCGAGCAGGAUGAGGGAGAAGCUGCAGAAGGAGCUCGAACCGGUGGAGUUGGUAAUCGAGGAUGUGUCGUAUCAGCACGCCGGUCACGCCGGUAUGAAAGGUAGAACCGACGAAGAGACGCAUUUCAACGUGAAGAUCGUCUCAGAGGGAUUCCAAGGAAUGAAUCUGGUGAAGAGGCACAGGCUAGUCUACGAUUUGCUCCGGGAAGAGCUCGAUAGUGGAUUACACGCGCUUUCCAUCGUGUCCAAGACGCCGUCCGAGUCCAAUCGUUAGGACAAGGUCUAUGAAGAGUUUUGUGUAAAAACUCUCCCUUUAUCAUUGAUGUUUUCCGAACCCAAUUCAAAGGCUCUGCUUUGGAUUUGGAUUUGAUUGCGUUUCGUGUUUCCGGAACCCACAACCAAAUUCUUCAUCUUUACAUACGUUUGAGGGUGUUGAUGUUUCUUAUGCUUUACUUUCAGUCUUUUCUCGAGAUUUGGCGAAUUCUCAAGAGAAUUUAGCACCAAUGUACAUUAGGAAAUGUAACACUUUCAUUCUU
Eutrema salsugineum is the source of this 799-nucleotide messenger RNA. RefSeq names its product protein BOLA1, chloroplastic. The transcript has a single exon. NCBI's taxonomy places the organism in Eukaryota, Viridiplantae, Streptophyta, Magnoliopsida, Brassicales, Brassicaceae. The coding region runs from base 70 to 537 and encodes 155 amino acids. The record is from RefSeq and is a predicted model, not a curated record.